AUGGGGCAUCAGUUUUUGUUAGUUGCCACUGACUAUUUCACCAAAUGGACUGAAGCCGUUGCUCUAAAGAACAUGACGCACAAGGAGGUAAUUGAGUUCAUAACUGAGCAUAUUAUUCAUAGAUUCGGCAUUCCCCAGACCUUGACUACAGAUCAAGGUACUUCUUUUAUGUCAAAGGAGGUGCGUGAAUUUGCUGAAUUAUACAGAAUUAAGCUGCUUAAUUCAUCUCCAUAUUAUGCUCAGGCCAAUGGACAGGCCGAGUCUAGUAAUAGGACAUUGAUUAAUUUGAUAAAAAAGAAGAUAUCUGAUAAUCCUAAACGUUGGCAUAAGAUUUUGUCUGAAGCUUUAUGGGCUCAUAGAAUAUCUAAACAUAGGGCUACUAAAGUAUCUCCUUUUGAGCUUGUCUAUGGGCAGGAAGCAGUGUUGCCUGUGGAAAUAAGUUUGAAUGCUGUCAGGUUCGCCAGACAAAAUGAUCUAACUGCUACUGAUUAUUAUAAUUCAAUGAUGGAUAAUAUUGAUGAGGUGACCGACAAGAGGAUGAUAGCUAUGGGAGCAAUAGAAAAGGACAAGACCAUGGUAGCCAGGGCCUACAACAAGAAGGUCAAAGCAAAAUCAUUUCAAGUAGGGGACCUGGUGUGGAAGACCAUUCUGCCUCUAAGGAAUAAAGACCGGAAGUUCGGGAAAUGGUCGCCAAGCUCGGAGGGUCCUUAUAAAGUAAAACAAGUGUUGUCUGGCAACGCCUAUUUGCUACAAACAUUACAAGGCAAGGAUUUGCCUAAGGCUUUGAAUGGG
Messenger RNA from Zea mays, 792 nucleotides. RefSeq lists its product as uncharacterized. The record is from RefSeq and is a predicted model, not a curated record. The annotation marks the transcript as partial. Gene Ontology annotation, biological process: DNA integration. Lineage: Eukaryota; Viridiplantae; Streptophyta; Magnoliopsida; Poales; Poaceae. Gene Ontology annotation, molecular function: nucleic acid binding. The transcript has a single exon.